This is a messenger RNA of Paralichthys olivaceus (Japanese flounder), 2167 nucleotides long. Its product is annotated as keratin, type II cytoskeletal 8-like. Gene Ontology annotation, biological process: keratinization; intermediate filament organization. Gene Ontology annotation, cellular component: keratin filament. Lineage: Eukaryota; Metazoa; Chordata; Actinopteri; Pleuronectiformes; Paralichthyidae. Gene Ontology annotation, molecular function: structural constituent of skin epidermis. The record is from RefSeq and is a predicted model, not a curated record.
GGCUGCAGUCAGACACUCAGAGGGAAUCGGCUCUCCUUUUGAAUCCUGUUCAUCUUCAGUCUAUUGCACUGCUCAAGAUUUGACAAUGUCCAUCAACAGAAAGACAAGGUCUGUUUCAGGCUAUGUAACUAGCAGCAGCAGGAGGUCUCUUGCCGCACCAGUCGGUGGCAGCUACACCAUCUCAAAGAGAAGCACUUUUGGCGUUGGUUCGGCUCCUAGUGCUGGCUUUAGUGCUGGUAGUGCUUAUGGCUUCACUUCCAGCCAAGGGGGUGGCAGUUAUGGCAGCUUUGGCCAAGGCGGAGGUGCUUUCCCACCACAGAUCACAGCUGUCCAAGUCAACCAGAGCCUGCUGGCCCCACUGAACCUGGCGAUUGACCCCACCAUACAGGUUGUCCGAACCCAGGAGAAGGACCAGAUCAAGACCCUCAACAACCGCUUCGCCUCCUUCAUCGACAAGGUCAGAUUCUUGGAGCAGCAGAACAAGAUGCUGGAGACCAAAUGGAGCCUCCUGCAGGACCAGACCACCACCCGCUCCAACAUCGAGGGCAUGUUCGAGGCCUACAUCUCAAACCUGCGCAGACAGCUCGAUGGGCUGGGCAACGAGAAAGUCAAGCUGGAGGGAGAACUCAGGAACAUGCAAGGCCUGGUUGAGGACUUCAAGAGAAAGUACGAGGAUGAAAUCAACAAGCGUGCAGCUGCAGAGAACGAGUUUGUACUCCUGAAGAAGGAUGUCGAUGCUGCCUACAUGAACAAGGUGGAGCUGGAGGCCAGGGCUGAUGCUCUUCAGGAUGAGAUCAACUUCCUCAGGGCUGUCUAUGAGGCUGAGCUUCGCGAGCUGCAGGGCCAGAUCAAGGACACCUCUGUCGUUGUGGAGAUGGACAACAGCCGUAACCUUGACAUGGACGCAAUUGUGGCUGAAGUGCGCGCUCAGUAUGAGGAUAUUGCCAACCGCAGCAGAGCUGAAGCAGAGAGCUGGUACAGACAGAAGUACGAGGAGAUGGAGUCUUCAGCUGGACAGUAUGGUGACGAUCUGCGCACGACCAAGGCUGAGAUCUCUGAGCUGACCCGCAUGAUCUCCCGUCUUCAGAAUGAGAUCGAGGCUGUCAAAGGACAGAGGGUAAACCUUGAGGCCCAGAUCGCAGAGGCCGAGGAGCGUGGUGAGCUGGCAGUGAAGGACGCCAAGCUCCGCAUCAAGGACCUGGAGGAUGCUCUGCAGAGAGCCAAGCAGGACAUGGCCCGCCAGGUGCGUGAAUACCAGGAGCUGAUGAACGUCAAACUGGCCCUGGACAUCGAAAUCGCAACCUACAGGAAACUGCUGGAAGGAGAGGAGGACAGACUCGCCACCGGCUCCAACGCAACCAUUCAUGUGCAGUCCUCUGGAGGAGUUUCCAGCUCCAGCAGUGGUGGAUACGGCUAUGGUGGCAGCAUGGGUGGUAGUUAUGGUGGCAGCAGCAUCAGUGGAGGUUAUGGUGGCACCAUCACCAAGUCCACAGUCACAUCAACCAGCAACAGGAGGGUCUAUUAAAAAAGGAGAGCCGUCCCUCUUCCCCUUCAGAAACUCUUGACAUUCAUCAAGCUGCGAUCCUUCAGGGUGCUAAGUGAUACUGUUAUUAAUGUUUGACAAGAAGGUUGAAUAUCCCAAAAAUCUGAUUCUUUUAAAUACAUAUAUCAAAAUUGUGUUACACUGCCAUCAUGUGUUUUAAGGAUCACUGGUUGUUUUCAGCAUGAUUUAACAAGAGUUUCUGAAGGUAAAGUUUAAACACACAAGACCAAGGUCAGUUAGUGCAAUGAAAUUUGAUAUGUCUGUGCACUGACAUAAGAAAAAAUGGCAAAAUAACAAGGGUGUUGAAACUAAGCAAGGAAGGAGAGAACAGGGAAAGUUGUGUUAUUGGAUAUCAGUAAUAAUAGCAAGUCAUAGACCAAAUCCGAUCAUAACAGAAUAGGAAAAUUAUACAUUUGUGUGACGUUACGUGUUUGCAUUUAAACUUUAAAGUGUUUCAUCACUGGCUUGUUCCCUUUUACUGCUCUGUCAAAUGUUUCCUUGCUUGGUUUUGCCUUUCCUUGCCUCCAAGUUAAACUAUGUUGAAACCAGAUUUAUUUUGUAAAAGCCUUUGCAGCAGCAACAUGACAUUGAAUGAAUCUGAAUAAAAUAAAUCUGAGAACCAAA